Sphaeramia orbicularis (orbiculate cardinalfish) is the source of this 940-nucleotide messenger RNA. RefSeq names its product immunoglobulin lambda-1 light chain-like. The transcript has 5 exons. Bases 79 to 756 code for a protein of 225 amino acids. Lineage: Eukaryota; Metazoa; Chordata; Actinopteri; Kurtiformes; Apogonidae. The record is from RefSeq and is a predicted model, not a curated record.
UUCAGUCUCUGUUCUCCUCACAUCUCUGUUGUCGUCUCAUCUGGACAGUAAAGGACGUUUACUCCACACACUGACAACAUGCUGGUGACCCUCUGCACUCUCAUCACUGCUCUAACAUAUGUUGAUGCAGUAACAGUCCUGACUCAGACGCCUGCUGUCCACACAGUUUCUGCAGGACAAGAGGUUGUUCUCACCUGUAAAAUGGACAGAUUCGAGUCAUAUGUUGUCAGCUGGUAUAAACAGGUUCCUGGUGAAGCUCCUCAGUUUGUUCUGUACUUUUUUCAUAGUCACAGUUCACCCACCUAUGGAACAGGAUUUUCCUCUGAUCGAUUUAACUCUAAAUCUUUAUCAAAUAUGGAGUACCAAUUGAUCAUUAAACGUGCAGAGUUUCAGGAGUUCGGACCAGGCACCAAGCUGACUGUGACAAGCUCCAGCGUCCCUCCUCCUGUCCUGACAGUCUUCCCUCCGUCCGCUGCUGAGCUCCAGUCCAACAAAGCCACUCUGGUCUGUCUGUCCAGUCAGUCUGUGGCUUUUGCACAUGUGACCUGGUUGUCUGCUGGGAGUCCGCUGAGCACUGGGAUCUCUACCAGCACCGCUGUUCAGCAACCAGACCAGACUUUCCAAAUCAGCAGCUACCUGUCCAUCCAGACGUCAGACUGGAACACAGAUCAGGUUUACAAAUGUAAAGUGUCUGUGGGCUCCCACACUUCAGAGAAACACAUCAACAAGUCAGCGUGUCCCACUGAGCAACAGUAGAGGACCAGAAGCACCAUCUGAAACCUGCUUGUGCACUGUUUGAGCUGUGUGGUCUGAACAAGGUUUAGAUGAUACACAACAUGUGUCUGCAUGCUUACAAUCAAUGUUGGAACAGUUAGAUGGAGAUACUGGAUCAGCUUUGCAAUCGCUACAUUUUCAAUCCAAUAAAAUCUUUGUGAUCAAA